This is a messenger RNA of Athene cunicularia (burrowing owl), 839 nucleotides long. RefSeq names its product small integral membrane protein 11A (gene SMIM11). The transcript is spliced from 6 exons. Bases 252 to 638 code for a protein of 128 amino acids. The record is from RefSeq and is a predicted model, not a curated record. Lineage: Eukaryota; Metazoa; Chordata; Aves; Strigiformes; Strigidae.
GGAGGCGCUGUCUGGCCCGAAGCCGCGGGCAGGCCCGCUGCGGCCGCCUCCCGGCGUGUGGCCGCAGGGCGCGAUUCACAACGGCCGCCGGGAAGGGCGCCUUACCGCCUAGGAAUCUGCCGAGUCUUUAUGUCUUCUUAAGAAAAAAUGAGGCAAAUAAAGUUUGAAACAUGUGAGGAGCUGACAGAGGAAUCACUAAUUUUUUAAUUUUCUGCUUUUUCAGGAGUCUACAAGUAGGUGAUGGACAGCUUAUGGAGCGUCUGUCACAGAGUCUCCAUCAGAGCUUCAGGCAGAGCCUAGUGCUCCUGUUUCUUUCUCAUGUGGCUCAACACGAAACCUCCUUGCUUGUGAGUGAAGAUGCUCCUGCCCCAGUCUGUGCCUUUAGAAGCGUGACACUCAUCGGUGCUGGGCACGUCCUACUGCAAGACAGGCAGUAUCAUCACGCAGCCAAGAUGGUGGCAUUUAACUGGAAGGCUUUGGAGAAUUUCCCAUUGCUGAUGUACAUUUUGGCAGCUAAAACAUUGAUUCUUUGCUUAGCAUUUGCUGGAGUAAAAAUGUACCAGAGCAAAAAAAUUGAAGAAAAACUGAAGAAGGAACGUGAAGAGAAAUUGAAAACACAAGUGAAGAAGGAUGAUUGAAGAAUCUCUCAGAUUUUCUGACACUUGGCAGCUUGCAUUGGAUUCCUUUCCUGGGAGAACGAAGCCUUCCUGUAGAUGAAGGAUGUGUCAAAGGAAUAAAACCCUCAAGAGUAACAUUCACUUAAACUGUAUCUCAAAUUUUUAUACGUACAGCAAAAUAUCUAAGCCUCUAUGCAAUAAAAAAUCCUUUGUAAAAAAAAA